This is a messenger RNA of Meira miltonrushii, 672 nucleotides long. Its product is annotated as ustilago Sphaerogena ribonuclease U2 complexed with adenosine 2'-Monophosphate. Bases 168 to 596 code for a protein of 142 amino acids. The record is from RefSeq and is a predicted model, not a curated record. Gene Ontology annotation, molecular function: RNA binding; RNA nuclease activity. The transcript has 2 exons. Lineage: Eukaryota; Fungi; Basidiomycota; Exobasidiomycetes; Exobasidiales; Brachybasidiaceae.
GAGAGAGAGAUGCCCUUACAUUGCAUUAGCCUGUUGGAAGAAUGGAAAGGAGAAGGUAUAAAAGAUGGACUGAUGUUCAAACUUGCAUCAAAUCAUUUCUCCCCAUCAAACAAUUCCAUCCCUAAGAUCACCUAAUCCCUCUCUCAAACCCCUCUUUCUCCACAAAAAUGAAGUCAUUCACCUCUGUCCUUCUUGCCAUCGUCGCCGUUGCUGCCGUUCAAGCUGCUCCAGCCGAAAAGCGUGAUAACAUUCCAAGCGGUACAAACUGUGGUGGUACAUACUACAGCAGCAGCGAUAUCUCAACAGCCAUCAACGCUGCUCAAAAUGACGUAAACAGCGGUAAUUACCCAGACAAUUACCCUCACGAAUACUACCAUUACUCUGAUGAAGAUAUCACUUUGACUUGCUCCGGAAAUGGACCUUGGUCAGAAUUCCCACUCGAACAAGGUUACGCUUACACAAGCUCACAAGACGAUUACCAAUCCCCUGGCGCUGACCGUGUCAUCUUUGACACAAAUUCAUAUGAAUACUGUGCUUCAGUAACUCACACUGGAGCAGCAUCGAGAGACGGUUUCGUUCAAUGCGAUGACAACUAAGUCAACUCACUCUAAAAGUCCAUUCUUUCUUGAUUCUCCUUGUGCAUCACGGACAUCAUUAUGCAAUAUAAUUUGU